AUGGAUGUAUCAGAUAGCAUUGCGGAAUGGCACGAUAUUGUUUCACCAUUGCAUAAUAAUAUGAAUCGAAAUAGUAAUAAAAGAAAAGUCUCGGGAUCAAUCGCUGUUCCAAAGGAAUCGAAGGUACGGAAGAAAAUUGUCAAGGAGUCAACAUCGGAUGCUAGUGAUGAUAUAGAAAUAGCUCAGUCGUCUUCAGUGGAUCUUCAUUUUUCUCCCAGUCAAAUUGCAAAAAUUGUCCAGGUAUAUACAUCUGCUUUUUGA
Cercopithifilaria johnstoni is the source of this 261-nucleotide messenger RNA. The record is from the annotation of a GenBank genome assembly. Lineage: Eukaryota; Metazoa; Nematoda; Chromadorea; Rhabditida; Onchocercidae.